Molecule: messenger RNA, 642 nt
Organism: Daucus carota subsp. sativus
Lineage: Eukaryota; Viridiplantae; Streptophyta; Magnoliopsida; Apiales; Apiaceae
Exons: 2
Coding region: 73-426 (117 amino acids)
Source: RefSeq, a predicted model, not a curated record
UGCCCCUAUUUUCUCAAACCCUAAAACCCCUUCCCAAAACACACUCAGAGGCAGAGGCGAAGAACAAACAAGAUGGCGAAAUCAAUGAGAUCGAAGAGAAUCAAGAGAUUAAGAGCUAUCAGAAGAGAGAUUGUAGCUCCUUUAAACGAGGGCAAAGAAGCUGCUAAGCUCGCCGCCCAAGAAGCCGCUCUCGCCGCCCCUAAACUCCCCGUCCGAGUGUCUAAAUCCGCCGCCGCCGCCGCGGCAGCCAUGGAGCUUAUUACCAACACUUCUACUGAAAAUGCUGACAUGGAUGUGGAGAUGGCUGAAGGUACCUCGAAAUCCUUAAAACCAGUUGGCGGUGUAGGGAAAAAGAUGAAAAAGAAAGUCAAGAUUGGUAAAAGGUCAGGUGGCAAGGGCAAAAUCAGGAAGAAGCGCAAUGUUUAAACACUUUGAUAGGUGUCUAUUGAUAUUCCUCCAUUGGGAGCUAUAAUGUCUUACAGCAACUCAGGAGUUUUAGUUUUUGGGAGCUAUCAUGUCCUCCCGCAACUCGGGAGUGUUAGUUUUGGCACUAUGUUUUUGUGUGUAGUAAUCCCUGACCUUCAAAGAAAAACUCUGUGUUAUUGUUAAAUGAAUUUAUAGUGAAGGCUUACAUUUCGUAUC